AUGGGCCCUCCGAACCUGAACGAGAAAGAUUUAACAGUUGCAUCUCUCGUUAACCAUGAUACCAUGACCUGGAACUCUACAAAGAUCAACAAGAUCCUACCUCUCUACGAGACCACCAUCAAAUGCUUCAGAUUAAGUAAACAUGGAGCACAAGACUGUCAUAUCUGGCUGCCCACAAAGUCAGGUAUCUGCACAGCAAAAACGGGCUAUCAUGUGGCGAGAGCUUUACAGAAUCUCCCCGAGGAACACAACCAAGCACAAGUAAACUGGAUGGCUGAUAUUUGGAAUGGAAGAUUCUCACCAAAACUUAAAGUGUUCCUCUGGAAAAUCAUCCAAAAGGCGAUCCCCAUCGGUGAAAACCUCCUCCACAAAGGCCUCCUUGAGAACUUUCUCGCAAACCCUCUCCAACUCAAAAGCAUUGCUGUGCCUCCCCCAACAGGUAUAUGCUCUGGACCCAUUUUUCCUUGGGUUUGCUGGGCCAUUUGGACAGCACGAAACCAUCUCCUCUUCGAAGACAGAGGUUUCUCCCCAGACGAAGCAAUCCUCAAGGCCCUGUUAGCGGCAAAAGAAUGGCAACAGGCUCAGCAAUUGGAAACCCCAAACCCGCGAAAUGGAUCGCAUCAAACCAGAGUAAUGCAUGCAGACACAAUUACCUGUCACACGGACGGAGCUUGGAAUCCCGAGACAAAAAUUGCAGGAGCAGGCUGGAUCUUCCACAAUCAAGCCGACGACAGACUGGAUUCGGGCCAAGGGGCUGAACCAUUCGCCAAUUCCGCAAUCAUGGCAGAAGCAAUCGCCAUCAGAUCAGCCCUCCUCCAGGCAAUCGACAAGGAUUACCUCAAGAUCUGCAUCAAAUCUGACGCUCAGGACUUAGUCCGAGCCUUAACAUCACAGGAGCAAGUUAAGGAGAUCUACGGACUCCUCUUCGACAUAAAAACUCUCGCAUCUUUCUUUACUGCAAUUUCCUUCGUCUUUAUCCCUAGAUCUGCGAAUUUUGAAGCUGAUGCUCUCGCAAAACUCGCUUCGCGUGAUCUCGCUCCUAGACUUAAUAAACCCGGUCUGACUGGUUUAACCGCUGCGGUUGCGGUUGCGGGAGUUUGCGGCUGCGGGAGUUUGCGGAAGCGGGAGUUUGCGAUUAAAAGCUGUUUGUACGACUGGUAUAGCAAUUCAUAG
Microthlaspi erraticum is the source of this 1173-nucleotide messenger RNA. The record is from the annotation of a GenBank genome assembly. Lineage: Eukaryota; Viridiplantae; Streptophyta; Magnoliopsida; Brassicales; Brassicaceae.